This is a messenger RNA of Zootoca vivipara (common lizard), 2056 nucleotides long. RefSeq names its product flavin-containing monooxygenase 4. Gene Ontology annotation, molecular function: flavin adenine dinucleotide binding; N,N-dimethylaniline monooxygenase activity; NADP binding. Lineage: Eukaryota; Metazoa; Chordata; Lepidosauria; Squamata; Lacertidae. The record is from RefSeq and is a predicted model, not a curated record.
UUUGCACUUUUCUUGUAUGCUGAAGAAAUAACUUGUUAACUAACUUUCUCGUGUGCCGAGAACUUUCUUUCCUGACACCAGACUGGGCCAUGGUGCAAAGAGUGGCAAUUGUUGGAGCAGGUGUGAGUGGACUGGCCUCCAUCAAAUGCUGCCUGGAUGAAGGGCUGGAGCCAACGUGCUUUGAGAAGAGCGAUGGCAUCGGAGGACUUUGGCAAUUCACAGAAACACCUCAAAAGGGAAGAGUUGGUGUUUAUAGAUCGGUUCUGACCAAUACCUCCAAGGAAAUGACCUGCUUCAGUGAUUUUCCGUUCCCAGAAGAUUGCCCCAACUACCUGCGCCACUCUGCGCUCCUCGAGUACCUCCAGGCAUAUGCGAAGCAUUUCUACCUUCUUGACUACAUACGCUUCCAGACCACCGUAUGCAGCAUCAGAAAACACCCCCAUUUCACAGCCACUGGUCAAUGGGUGGUUGAGACGGAGACUCAUGGGCAGCAGACAUCAGAAAUCUUUGAUGGCGUAAUGGUUUGCAGUGGCCAAUAUGCAGAGAUCAAUCUUCCAUUGGAUUCUUUCCCAGGGAUUGAAAACUUCAAAGGUCGCUACUUACAUAGCUGGGAAUACAGAGAUCAAAAAGGGUUUGAAGGGCAAAACGUCCUUGUAGUUGGUGCUGGCAACACUGGAGGGGACCUUGCGACUGAGAUCAGCCGCACGGCUGCAAAGGUCUUCCUCAGCACCAGAAGUGGAGCCUGGGUGCUAAGUCGUGUUUCAGAAGCUGGCUGGCCCGUUGACAUGGCCUGGACAACUCACUUUAAUGGGUUAAUUGAAAAGCUGCUUCCAGAAGGCACCAUAAACAAGCUAAGGGCAAAGAAGUUCAAUCAAUGGUUUAACCAUGAGAACUAUGGCUUGAUCCCUGUUAAAAGCAGUUCAUGGACAUCUUUAAUUUUGAACGAUGAGCUGCCUAGCUGUAUCCUCUGUGGAGCUGUGAUGGUAAAGCCAAAUGUGAAGAGGUUUACAGACACCUCUGCCAUCUUUGAAGAUGAAACAGUAGAAGAGAAUAUAGACACAGUCAUCUUUGCAACUGGCUACUCUGCCACAUUUCCCUUUCUGGAAGAGUCUCUCCGUGAUGCCUGCAGGAGCAGCACAUCUCUGUAUAAGCAGAUCUUUCCUCCUCACCUAGAAAAGCCCACAUUGGCUUUUGUUGGCUUUGUAGCAGUAACUGGAGCCAUUCUGCCAGCAGUGGAACUUCAGGCACGUUGGAUCACAAGGGUAUUUAAUGGGUCAAGUGAGCUCCCUCCAAUGAGCAGAAUGAUCAAUGAAGUUGCUAAAAGGAAGAACACACUUCUUAAAAAGGGUAUUCUUUCCAGCAAGAAAGACAAAACCAAGACGAGUUUCGUCUCCUACAUGGAUGAAAUUGCUGCUUGCUUGGGCGUGAAGCCCAAUGUGCCAUUGCUUUUCCUAUCAGACCCCAAACUAGCCUGGAUGGUUUUAUUUGGCCCCUGCACUUCUUAUCAGUACCGCCUGACUGGACCUGGAAAGUGGGGGGAAGCCAGAGGUGCAAUCCUGACCCAGUGGGACCGAGUUCUCAAGCCCCUGAAGACACGGGUCAUAGAAGACUCUCCCCAACCUGCUACAGUUUCCCACUGGCUUAAAGCCCUUGCCCUGCCCACAUUUCUGGGGGCCACCUGGAUCAUUCUUAAAUACCUACCUCCUGCGUGGCUACCAAGAACAAAGUGAUGGAGUGUAUUAAAUUUGUUUCACGUUUAGUGGUUUAAGUUCACAAUGCCUCGUCACACCAGUUUUGAAAAAUGAAUCAUGACCCAUGUACAGCGAGUGAGGCUGUUCUUGUAUUUUGUGGGUGCCGUAGGCUUGGGGAAAUGAUAUUAUAAACUUAGCAUGUAGUUUGACUGGAUAAAUGUGAAGUCUUUAUUUUCCAAUUAUUGUUUAGUUGUGAGGGUGAUCUCUGUGUUGUAACAGUGUAGUCCGAGAAUGGUUUACUGCCAUGGUUCCCAAUGUGGGGCCCACACAGGAUCAUAGCUGGGGGGGGGGGUGAGGUGAGGCCC